CACUUCCCAGGCGCCCCUGCGGGGCGGGCGCGGGCGCGGGACCCGGCGGCCGGUUGGGACCCGGAGUCCGAGGUUCGCGGCGGGGCGCGAUGGCCGCGUGGGCCGAGCGGCUGGCGGGCGUGCGCGGGGUGCUGCUCGACAUCUCGGGCGUGCUGUACGACUGCGACGCGGGCGGCGGCAGCGCGAUCGCCGGCUCGGUGGAGGCGGUGGCGAGGCUGAAGCAGUCCCACCUGAAGAUGAGAUUCUGCACCAACGACUCGCAGAAGUCCCGGGGAGAGCUGGUGGGGCUGCUUCAGCAGCUGGGAUUCGACAUCUCUGAGGACGAGGUGACCUCCCCGGCACCGGCCACCUGCCGCAUCCUGAAGGAGCGAGGCCUGCGGCCGCACCUGCUCAUCCACGAAAGAGUCCGCUCAGAAUUUGAUGAGAUCGACACGUCCAACCCAAACUGUGUUGUAAUCGCAGAUGCGGCAGAAAGCUUUUCUUAUCAAAACAUGAAUAAAGCCUUCCAGGUGCUCAUGGAACUGGAAAAUCCUGUGCUCAUAUCCCUGGGGAAAGGACGCUAUUACAAGGAGACCUCUGGCCUGGUGCUGGACGUCGGGGCCUAUAUGAAGGCGCUCGAGUACGCCUGUGGCAUCAAAGCCGAGGUGGUGGGGAAGCCGUCUCCCGAGUUUUUCCAGGCCGCCCUGCAAGCCAUUGGGGUGGAAGCCCACCAGGCCGUCAUGAUUGGGGACGACAUCGUGGGUGACGUCGGCGGUGCCCAGCGGUGUGGAAUGAGAGGGCUGCUGGUGCGGACCGGGAAGUUCAGGCCCACGGACGAGCACCAUCCGGAAGUGAAGCCUGACGGGUACGUGGACAACCUUGCGGAGGCCGUGGCCCUGCUGCUGCAGCACGCAAACAAGUGACGGGCCUCCUGGGAGGGCCCAGCCUCCUUCCACCUGCCUCUCCUCCGCCCGCCCGCCCAGACCACCCCGGGCCCUAAGAGCCCAGCCCUCUGCCCUCUGCCCCUCAUGGGCAGGCAAGGGCCCUUCUGGACUGCCCUGCCCCCAGGCCGGAGCCAGCCAGCCCUUCCUCUGCCUCCCUCCACUGGCCCCGGCCUACCUGGUUGCCUGCUCCCCUGCCUGGGCCCUGACCUUGGCUCCUUUGGUGAGGUCCAGGAGGGUGGGACAGACCUGUCAGCCUCUGCAGAGUGGAGACCCUCUGGGCACGGCCUGGAUCCCUGAAUUCACUCACUGCUGUUUGCACCUGACCCCGGCAAGGCAGCAACCUCCGCCUCGUUCGGUCCGGAGGCCUCGUGCCCGUGGCCUCUUCAUCGGAUGCUGCAUUUCGGCGAGGAGCCUGGAGAAAACCCAGGGCCCCCCGGCACUGCCCAGCCCUCCCCCAAACCAUGCCACCCCCCCACAGAGACUGGGGCCAGCUCCCAAGGAACGCUGAAGACCACCGUCCUACGGAGCAAGAACUGCCCCUGCCUCCUAGGUUGUGGGCGCAGAUGGAGCCGUGACCGGGUGUGCGGGAGCAGCCUGCGGGUUCAAUAAAUCUGCCGUGGACAGCA
Molecule: messenger RNA, 1549 nt
Organism: Microcebus murinus (gray mouse lemur)
Lineage: Eukaryota; Metazoa; Chordata; Mammalia; Primates; Cheirogaleidae
Gene: LHPP
Product: phospholysine phosphohistidine inorganic pyrophosphate phosphatase
Biological process (GO): dephosphorylation
Cellular component (GO): cytoplasm; cytosol
Molecular function (GO): inorganic diphosphate phosphatase activity; phosphatase activity
Source: RefSeq, a predicted model, not a curated record